CGCUCGCUUAUUGGCAUGGAUGAUACUUGCUACUUCUGGCAUACACUGUAUUUACCAAAGCUCGUUACAUUACGCUGGAUUUUUGGCAUUAACACAUACAUAAUAUGGCACAAAGCAAACUGAAUGAUCUUGCGGGCAAGCUGGGCAAAGGUGGUCCACCUGGAUUGGGCUUGGGAUUAAAGGUGCUGGCGGCUGUUGGCGCUGCUGCCUAUGGUGUCAGUCAAUCCAUGUAUACGGUGGAAGGUGGUCAUCGUGCUAUCAUCUUCAGCCGUCUUGGUGGCAUACAGAAUGAUAUUUACGCUGAGGGUUUGCAUGUUCGCAUUCCCUGGAUUCAAUAUCCUAUUAUCUAUGACAUUCGCUCGCGUCCUCGCAAAAUCUCUUCACCCACGGGAUCCAAGGACUUGCAGAUGAUUAAUAUCUCGCUGCGUGUGCUAUCACGUCCGGAUUCGCUCAAUCUGCCUUUCCUGCACAAGCAGCUGGGCGUGGACUACGAUGAGAAGGUGCUGCCCUCCAUCUGCAAUGAAGUGCUGAAGAGCGUCAUUGCCAAGUUUAAUGCUUCCCAGUUGAUUACACAGCGUCAACAGGUUUCAUUGCUGAUACGCAAGGAGCUGGUGGAGCGUGCGCGUGACUUUAACAUUAUUUUGGACGAUGUGUCGUUGACUGAGCUGAGUUUCGGCAAGGAGUAUACAGCAGCUAUUGAGGCCAAGCAGGUUGCACAGCAGGAGGCGCAGCGCGCCGUGUUCUUUGUUGAGCGCGCCAAGCAGGAGAAACAACAAAAGAUUGUGCAGGCUGAGGGAGAAGCCGAGGCAGCAAAAAUGUUAGGUCUGGCCGUGAAGCAGAAUCCAGCUUAUUUGAAAUUGCGCAAGCUGCGCGCUGCCCAAAGCAUUGCAAGAACGAUUGCCAGCUCACAGAACAAGGUUUAUCUGUCGGCCGACAGCUUGAUGUUGAACAUUCAGGACUCCAGCUUCGAUGACAUGACUGAGAAGGUUUACAAAAUGCCCGAUGAUUUGGAUUAAGUAAACAGUUGUUUGAAUUUACAUUUAAAAGCGCUACUAGGCUAUGUUUAGUAACUUUAAGCUAGUGCCUAAGUACUGAACCAUGCCUACUCGUAAGCAAGUGUGUCGUUAGCAUUUUUCACAAACUGUUUGUGCCGCUGGCCAUUCGGAAGUAGCUUCAUCUCAUAUCAUUUCCGAAUCGCGAGCGCGCCGCAUGUGGCAAGUGGCAACGAUGCACGCGAGCGUUGGCCUGCAUUUAGCCCCCUGUUUCAUAAUCAAAUUCAUUCACAAAUAAAAACCUUAAAUUGUUAAUAAAUGCGCAUUGAUAAACAAAAAACAUUGAAA
Molecule: messenger RNA, 1340 nt
Organism: Drosophila busckii
Lineage: Eukaryota; Metazoa; Arthropoda; Insecta; Diptera; Drosophilidae
Gene: Phb2
Product: prohibitin-2
Exons: 7
Coding region: 105-1016 (303 amino acids)
Biological process (GO): mitochondrion organization
Cellular component (GO): membrane; mitochondrion
Source: RefSeq, a predicted model, not a curated record